UAUUAAUUUCUAUCAUAUCAAUAGGAAGGUUAUAUAAAAACUUAACCUCCUUAUUAAUUGCAGUCAUUUUUAAAUAUAGAUCUGACAAAGUUUUGAAAUUAGAAGUCUGUAUUUGGGAAGUCAGUUGAUUUAUGAAUCAAAAUUUUGUGUGCUGUUUUUAUUUUCUGAAAUUCCAAAAUGUUGCUUCUCGGUGACAUGUUUCCUAACUUCACUGCCAGCACAACAGAAGGCAAAAUUGAUUUCCACUCAUGGCUGGGAGAAUCAUGGGGAAUUCUCUUCUCACACCCCUCGGAUUUUACUCCUGUAUGCACCACAGAGUUGGCCAGGGUGAUGCAAUUGUUGCCAGAGUUCAAAAAGCGCAACAUUAAGGUUAUCGGCCUGUCGUGUGACUCAAUAUCAUCUCACCACGAGUGGUGUGAGGACAUUAAGUCCUAUGGAGGAUUCAGUAGUGAUGAAAAAUUUCCAUAUCCUAUAAUUGAAGAUGAGAAACGCAUAUUAGCUACAAAACUAGGUAUGAUUGAUAAAGAUGAGAUAAGUCCUUCGGGCAUUGCAUUGACAGCUCGAGCUGUGUUCGUGGUGGAUCCAAACAAGAAGUAUCGCUUAUCAAUCUUGUAUCCAGCAACAACUGGAAGGAACUUUGAUGAGAUUCUUCGUGUGGUAGACUCCCUCCAGUUGACAGACAAAGCUAAAGUUGCAACACCAGUUGAUUGGAAGAUGGGCGAUGAGUGUAUGGUGCUACCGACGGUUGGUGCUGCUGAGGCGGCGGCAGCUUUUCCGCAAAUGAAGGUGGUCCCCCUGCCCUCCAACCGCACCUACCUGCGCAAGACUCCCUGCCCACAGCCAUGAGACCACCGUAGGGCUCCUUUUCUUGUCAUGCGUGUUGUCGCCCGCGCGCGGACCUGGUCCCCAUGCGGGUGACAACACGCUCCUGGCCGCGCGCGUGUUUCCCGCGUGCGGCGUGACAAUGACAGGAUGCCCGCGGGCGGUAACACUCAUGAUAGGAAAAAGGCCUUACCAGCUGCCCAUAGCCAUAUUAUGAGACCCCCCGUGACCCCCUUACAAACAUAGUAAGCUGUUGACUGCAAUGCAGAUUGAAUAAAUUUCUAUACUUGUUAA
This is a messenger RNA of Aricia agestis (brown argus), 1116 nucleotides long. RefSeq names its product peroxiredoxin-6 (gene Prx6a). The transcript is spliced from 5 exons. The record is from RefSeq and is a predicted model, not a curated record. Gene Ontology annotation, biological process: cellular oxidant detoxification; cell redox homeostasis. The coding region runs from base 178 to 846 and encodes 222 amino acids. Gene Ontology annotation, cellular component: cytosol; mitochondrion. Gene Ontology annotation, molecular function: peroxiredoxin activity. NCBI's taxonomy places the organism in Eukaryota, Metazoa, Arthropoda, Insecta, Lepidoptera, Lycaenidae.